Messenger RNA from Chelonia mydas (Green sea turtle), 1286 nucleotides. RefSeq lists its product as uncharacterized. Bases 1 to 750 code for a protein of 249 amino acids. The record is from RefSeq and is a predicted model, not a curated record. NCBI's taxonomy places the organism in Eukaryota, Metazoa, Chordata, Testudines, Cheloniidae. The transcript has 3 exons.
AUGGCGCCGAGCAGCGCCGCAGCCGGGCACCGCGCCGCGCACUGCGCAUGCGCCGAACCCAGCCGCCGCCGCCGCCUCGGGAGCGCGCUCGCGGGUCGCUGCGGCCGCCGCAGGGCAAGGGCAAGGGCAAGGGCAGGGGCGAGAGAGGCGGCGGCCGCCCCGCCCGGGAAGCCCGCGGCGAGGCUCGCACAGCGCGGCGCCGGUCCCCGGUCCCCGCCCGAGGGAGGGAGGCCGCCAGCCAAGGCCUCGCUGCGCCGCCGGUUUUCGCCCAGCUCCGCGGCUCCCCCCGUCGGCCCCUCUAUGUUGCGACCCAGCGGGGACCCGGGCCGGGGGCGGCUGAAGGCGCGCAAGCCGGGGGCAGCAGUGCCCCUGCGGGAUUCGGGCCUGAGCGCUGCUGUCUGGGCGCUGGCAACUGCUGCACCUUCCUACCCGCGCUUGUUUUCUCUGCCUGGCUGCAUGCCCGGAAGGGGCUGCUCGCAGGCGUCUUUCUCCCCGAGUUUGUGUCGCUGCUCAAUGGCGCAGGUCCACCCGCUUCAGACUAAAGGCCUUCCGAAACUUUUCAAGAAGACAGCUGUGGCAGUUAAUGAAGCAUGCUCAGGAGGAAGUUCAGGGUUUUGUGCUUGCAAUUUUUUAUCAAGGCAGGCUCAGCAGCACUUGCGUCAUCUCCUCUUCCUGGUGACAGAUUGCUUAGUCAACUGGUCAGAAACAAGAAGUUCCAUUAAAGGGAAAGAAGGCCAGAGCAUAAUCUGAGGAGUGAGCAUCCUUGAUGCUGCAGGGUGGUUGUUCAUCUCAGAAGUCUGCAUGCAAGACGUUUUCAUGGACAAACAGCAGGAGGGCAGCCUAAAAGCUACAGUCUGGUGCUGUGUAAAGUUGAACUUCAUGAACUAAACUGCUGCUAUAAGGAUCUAAUGGAAGCAGCUGCAUAACGUCGUCAACUAUAUGCUAUGGCUUUGCAUUUUCCCCUAGAGAACUUCAUUGCAAGAAUGUAAAUUACCCACAAAGAAGGUGAAGGAAAUGCUUCCAUGUUCUCCACGCAAAAUGCACACCAUGAGGAGAAGUGGUUUCCUGCCUGCAGAAAGGGAUACAUCAAUGUUAAAACAAAACUUGGUUCUUCUAUGCUCCUGCCAAUCUUUAGAAACAUUUUAUUGCAAUUUUAUUACUUUCAUUUGGACAAAAAGUAAUCUUUUUGAAAUGUUUACAUUUCCUGGGGAAAGAUUGUCAGAUCAGCCUACUUUUAAAAAAAAUCUGUUUACAAGUCAAAAUAAAUAGCACAUUGUGAACUUGUU